This is a messenger RNA of Closterium sp. Naga37s-1, 1377 nucleotides long. NCBI's taxonomy places the organism in Eukaryota, Viridiplantae, Streptophyta, Zygnematophyceae, Desmidiales, Closteriaceae. The record is from the annotation of a GenBank genome assembly.
AUGUUGGGCUCCGCCCAUCCCGCCCAUCGCGCUGUCGUCCUGCGCCGCCCAGCUACCUCCGCCGUCCUGUCCGCCGUUUUCGCCCGGGCCACCCUCCCACCGUCAUCGGCCCCUGUCGCGCGCUCCCCAUCUUCUCCCAACGUGCCCACACCAUGCGCGCCUCCGUCCCAGAUUGCCCACCGCCCGCCUCCGCUUGACCGGGGCAGCGAGAGCCGGUGGCGGGGCUUAGUGGUGGGCGCACGGGUGACGGAGAGGGUGGUGGAGUCGCCAGGCGCUGGAGCGCGCGCAGCAGUAAUGGGGGAGAGCAGGGGAGAGGGGGAGGAGAGGUGGCGCGGUGAAGGGGUGGCAGUGGGUGGGGCGGAGAGGGAGGUGGGGGGCGAGGGUGGAGCGAAUGAGCAAGACCCCCCAGCCCUUCCGGCAGCGUUUGAGGGAGUGCAGCGGUGGGUGGUGUUCUCGGACCUCCACGUGUCGCGCCGCAACGCCGAGCUGUGUGCCGCGCUGCUCACCCACGUGCACCAGCUCACCAAAGACAGGUGCGUAAGGCAAUCCAUUCCCUCACUCCCCUCCCUUCCCCUCUCCCGGGAUGCACAUACGCCGCUCUCGCCCCCUCGUCCCUCUCCUCCCGGCCAGGUGUCAGUGGACGGCACACAGCACGCGCUGGCAGUGCUGGCGCGCAUCAACCGGCACAUCGUGGUCCUCUCGUGCCCCACCGUGCUGCUCGCCGCCCUCUGGCUGCCCUUCCGCCACCACGCCCCUCUCCUCACCGCCGCCAUGCACCAAGCGCUGCACGCCCCCCCCACCUUCCGUCCCCCCCCUAUCUGCGCCAUGUUCAUGCACGCCGACGUGGAGGGGGCGCGGCGCAGCAGCAUGGAGGGCGCCAUUACUCUCCUAGGCGAAGGGUUGGGCCCGCUGCUGCUGCCCCCCGGCCUGCCACACAUCUUUGGGGAGGCGGGGCAGAGCAAGCGCGCACUGGUGCUGCGGGGUGGCACGUUGGAGCAUGUGGAGAAUAUUCCUCUGGACGUGGGGCCGCGCCACUUCAUCAUCCCCGCCGCCUCUGCUUCAGCCUCACAGCCGGGUGAAGGGGAAGGGGAAUCGGAGUGGCAGGCAGGCGAGGGGUGGCAGCAAGCGGUGGUGCUGCUGCGGGCAGGCGACCUGGUGCGAUGGGAGGUGCUGGGAGGGGCGGGCACCAAGGAGACCAGAGAAGAACUGGCAUCCCUACGUGCCACAGGUGCGUUGGUGCAGACGGUGGCAUCACAGGCGCUCUCCCACCCGCCGCGCAUCCUGCAGGCCGACACACUGGUGGGUGGUGCACGUGCAUGCAUAUGGGGAGACACUCUGGUAGGUGGUGGGUUGGGGAGGGGGGUGAGUGCGGGUUGA